This is a messenger RNA of Pisolithus orientalis, 1850 nucleotides long. RefSeq lists its product as uncharacterized. The transcript is spliced from 2 exons. Bases 146 to 1594 code for a protein of 482 amino acids. NCBI's taxonomy places the organism in Eukaryota, Fungi, Basidiomycota, Agaricomycetes, Boletales, Pisolithaceae. The record is from RefSeq and is a predicted model, not a curated record.
UUCUUUUCGAUCAUCUGCGACGGGACUCCCCGUGCCUGGUACGUACAUUUAUGUUUUACGCUCUGCUGACCCGCAUUGAUCGCAUUCGCAGCGCUGGUGGAGGGACGCCCAUGUCCCCGCACAAUCAACACACCUUCGUGCGAUCAUGUCAGGCGUCCAAUCGGAGUCGCGCUGGUCCCUCGCCACAACGGUCUCGUCCGAGGCGGGAAAACCAAAUUCGUUCCUGAGUCCGCGGACGCCGCCCAAAGCAAAGAAGUCGCACACGAAAGACUUGAAGACGCCCAAGCACCGUACCAAAUUCAUAAAUUUUCUCUCUCGGCUGUCUCCCGGGCGCAAUGACCCAUCGGCAACUACAACAAGUGUCGGUUCCGCGGUUACCAGUUAUGAUGAGGACGUCAGACAUGACAGUGACGACGAGGGUGCUAGGGAGAAAUGCAAGCCGAACAAGAGUCUGAACAAGAAGGCAUCUCUCGCGUCUCUUCGACUGUCAUUUUCACUCUCACGUGCGUCCUUCUCGGGUCAACGUCCAUCCAUUUCCUCCCCGACCGAGGAGGUACCUCCUUUGCCCAUGUCGCCGACGCGCGCUUCCGGCGGUGGUGAUCCCCACAGUGGUCUACUGUCCCAAGGGACGCAUCCAGCGCUUCCAACUACCAGGUCUGGAAUCCCGCGUAUCCCGUCUCGUGGGAACAUGCUUGAGUCUAUGUUGCCGCCGAUACCCGGUUCUGCGAGCACGGUGACGUCUUUUCGGAACGCAUCGCAAGUUUCUCUUGCGAAUGCACCGCCUUCGUCUGCAGCGUCAGCCUCAAAGACGUCUUUGUUACCCUCCCCUACCAUUGUCUCUUCGAGUUCCACUUCCAUUAACCAUCUGCAGAAUGGUAAUGCCUCCCGUACUUCGCUUCUCCCACCACCGCCAAGCAAACGUGUUUCGUUCCAAUCCGACGCUCAUCCAGUACCUGAGUUGGGUGCAGACGACCCCCCAUCGAUUCACCCAUUGGACUCUUCCCCCCCACCCAUGUCGCCCGCGAACAUAUCUACGCCGAACAGAACCAAGUCUAUAUUCAGGUUGACGAGCAAGCCGAAAUCGAUCAAGGUGCGGUCUAAUGCGAUUCCUGUACCAAUUUCGUCGCCUGCCACGCGAUCGAAGUUACCUGUGCCUGGUGCCCAUUCAGAAGGCCAGUCCAUUCAGAGCAGCUCGAGUCGGGCGAUUGCUAGUGGCGUCCCUCCACCCACCAAGUUCACCCCGCCCAAGAAGCUUGCUUCGGUGCUAGCCGGUCGGGCGCCUUCCCCGCCGCGUUCAUCUAAGGCUGCCAACGCUCCGGUAAACAUUACGUCUUUCCGCCCUCCUGUUUCUCCUCCACCCAAAUCAAAGUUAUCGCUUACCCCAUCAAAGAUGGCAUCUCCGCCGCCAUCGAAAGCGGUGCGCUCUAUCACGAGUGGAAUUAAAGUUCCCGUGUACUCUCUCGAUACACAGGGAAACAUGAAAGUCGGCGUUGUACCGGUCGACAAUAGCAUUGGUGCAUCGAAACUUCCUUUGCCUGCAUCAUCACAGAAGGCCGUAAGGGGGGGGACUGUGAAAGGCUUCUGGAAGAAAUAGGAAUCUGCUUACGGUUUAGAAUAGGUUCAAUUGUGAUCCGUACAGAUACAUGGACGUACGCUCGCGCAGCGUCUGGGCACGGCACUCACAUUCUAUCACUGUCAGUGACGACGACGGUGAACUAUUUAUUACUUCGGCCUGCGGACUUCGUCGUGUGGACUAUAUUUCGCUCGUUUUGUCUCAUCCACAUCGUUGUGGAUACCAGGCUCCUUAAUCGACCAUAUCUCGGCCCAUCACAUUCGCUUCAGUUUCAACU